GGACCAUAAGUUGGUAUGCCAACCGCCAUAAAACGUCAAAGAAGAAGACGAAGAAGAAAUUAAGCAAUGAUUUAGUUACAAACUAACUAGUAGUUACUAAGCACUUAGUGUUAACUUUACGUCUCAACUUACGUGAGACCUUACACACAGUUGGUGCAACCCUACCCUGUACACUUAGUUGUCGACGAACCUCAUUGUGUCGCGUCGCUCAUUGCAGACUUCGUUCAACUUUGACAUAGUUUAUCUGACCUGGGUAUAAAAGUACAACAGCGAGGCAAACAGCAAGGAUGACCAGCUCCAGGAAAGUGGUGGAAUUGUUCUAUGACGUUGUCUCUCCUUAUUCCUGGCUGGGAUUCGAGGUACUGUGUCGCUACAGAAGUGUUUGGAACAUCGACCUCAAAUUGAAACCUGCAUAUUUAGGGGGAGUCAUGCAUGCUUCAGGUAACAGGCCCCCUGGAUUGGUCCACAAUAAGUUUCUGUACAUGACCAAGGAUCUGAGACGGCUGUCUGAAUAUUUUGGAGUCCCAUUGUCUCCACCGGCAAAUGUUGUUGAGGCCAUGUUUGAGAAAGGCUCUCUGACUGCAAUGCGUUUUGUGACCGCUGUGGCAGAGAAAGAAACAAAUGGAGACAUGAUGGUGGAGAAAGUGUCUAGAGAGCUCUGGAAAAGAAUCUGGAGGACUGAUCAGGACAUUACCAAGGAUGCCUCACUUACUGAGGCAGGAUUAAAGGCAGGCCUCUUACCCACAGAAGUAGAGGCAUUAUUACACCUCGCCAAAUCUCAGCCAAUCAAAGACAAGCUGAAGAGUGUCACCCAGGAAGCAAUAGACUAUAACGCCUUUGGUUUUCCACUCACUGUGUGUCACGUGAACGGAAAGGCGGAGCCCUUCUUUGGUUCUGACAGAUUUGAGCUCAUGGCUCAUUGCAUCGGAGAGAAGUGGGUGGGGCCUCAGCCUACCAAGCCCAUAGCUAAAAUAUGAUCACUGCCCCUUUUUACUUGGUAUAUUUCAAUAAGCUCUCAAUAAAGAAAUGGGUGUAAAUAAAA
Messenger RNA from Myxocyprinus asiaticus (Chinese sucker), 1042 nucleotides. RefSeq names its product glutathione S-transferase kappa 1-like. Gene Ontology annotation, biological process: glutathione metabolic process. Gene Ontology annotation, molecular function: glutathione peroxidase activity; glutathione transferase activity. Lineage: Eukaryota; Metazoa; Chordata; Actinopteri; Cypriniformes; Catostomidae. The transcript has 8 exons. The record is from RefSeq and is a predicted model, not a curated record. Bases 288 to 977 code for a protein of 229 amino acids. Gene Ontology annotation, cellular component: mitochondrion; peroxisome.